Messenger RNA from Exophiala aquamarina CBS 119918, 345 nucleotides. RefSeq lists its product as uncharacterized. NCBI's taxonomy places the organism in Eukaryota, Fungi, Ascomycota, Eurotiomycetes, Chaetothyriales, Herpotrichiellaceae. The transcript has a single exon. The coding region runs from base 1 to 345 and encodes 114 amino acids. The record is from RefSeq and is a predicted model, not a curated record.
AUGGCGUCUUCCUUAAAGCGUGUUCUCAUCAUUGGAGGUACGGGCGCUCAAAGUUUCGCCGUUGUACAAGCUUUGAUCGAGGAGCAUUACACUGUUCGAGUCUUCUCUCGGAAUCCAGACAGUCUAUACGUCAAAGCUACCUUUGCCAAUCUUCCUCAAGUUGAAUUCGUGAAGGGCUCGUUCCUUGACUUCGAUACUGUUGAGCAAGCGCUGCAAGACUGUUAUGGUGUCUAUUUCAAUACCGAUGGCAUUAUCGUCAAGGAGUCGAUGAGCUUUGGGCUGCGCCACGGAAGUUGGGAUACACCAUGGGAAUUGGGAUACAGCACAGAAGUUGUCACCCUUUAA